AUGAAAAAAUUCUCUGAAAACAACCCGCUAAAGGGAUAUAUCAUUAUGGAGUAUUUGGAUAAUCUGAAAACGGUGCACAUCUAUGAAAACAUCACAGCGGGAUCUAUGAAGCAGAUUCUACGAGCGAUAGCCGUGCUCGAAGCGAUGUCCCUUGACUUCUCCCCGCAAGGAAAGAAUGACUUCAUUGACAAACCUUUCACUGGAAUUUAUGGAGUCGCUUACAAUAAUGAGACAUUUGGAAACUUGAUGAAGGUUUUGCGUACGCUUAAAGGAGAUAAUCUGUCAAAUAAACUUCACCUACUGGAGAAGGCUCUACCAUACUUGGUGGAUCUUGAAUGGGCAGAUAGAUUACCCGAAGAAAUGGGUGUACGAAAGCAGAAAAAACAUUGUUUUAUUCGAAUUGCUAGAAAAGAAUUACCACAGAUGCUUCAGACUGCUCAUUUUGGAUGUCCCGCAUUUGAUCUCGUCCGUGUGAUGUGUGCAUGUCUUAGCGGAAAAGACCGCCAAGAACAAUGGGAAGAAUUGUUGGACGAGUUUUAUGGAUACUUGAAAGAGGAAUGUGGUAACAGAGACAUGCCCUACACGUUGAAGCAGCUCAAAGAAUCGUAUCGCCGAUUUUUCCCUCUUGGCGGUUUGAUGAUAAUGCCUAUGAUUGGGCCUCUAUUCGACAUAAUUUGUAAGAGUGGCGAUAAAGAACAAAAUCAGAAGCGUUUUGAAGUUGUGAUGGAGAAGACUGUGUGCCUACUGGAUGACAUACUUUACUUCCAUAACCGCAACAUGGAACAAAAAAGAAGAGAAAUAACCGAUUAA
Messenger RNA from Angiostrongylus costaricensis, 810 nucleotides. The record is from the annotation of a GenBank genome assembly. Lineage: Eukaryota; Metazoa; Nematoda; Chromadorea; Rhabditida; Metastrongylidae.